This is a messenger RNA of Cryphonectria parasitica EP155, 261 nucleotides long. RefSeq lists its product as uncharacterized. Bases 1 to 261 code for a protein of 86 amino acids. NCBI's taxonomy places the organism in Eukaryota, Fungi, Ascomycota, Sordariomycetes, Diaporthales, Cryphonectriaceae. The transcript has a single exon. The record is from RefSeq and is a predicted model, not a curated record.
AUGAAACACUUUGGUCCGCUAGCUCAUAUGCAGCUGAUGCUCUUUAUUAUCACCAGCGCCUGCGCUCGUUGUUAUUUUCUGCAAGACGCUCUUCAUGGCGAACCGGAAGAGACAACGAGCACACGAGGACUUGCAAGACGGUCGUUGUGCGAAGUCCCAGAAGAUACCACGUCGAGACCAGACAGCACCCGACAACUCCUCAGCGGAGAGUAUCGAUCCGCCGGCCCUCAACCACUCCAGUCCCUGGCGCUACCCACCUGA